AGAAGCCGCUGACGUCACGAAGCUGCCUGACAGGUACACGUGGCUCCCCGGCGAACUCGACCUGGCGUUGAGAGCGGCGCGGGCACACGGAGCCGAGCCGGUGUGGACGACGGACCCCGGAAGACUGAAUCAGGAGGAUGCAGACUACACUCCCAACGUUGUUGCUGGCGGCCGUCGCCACGUUGUGUCUCGCAAACGACGCAUCGAAGGCGCCGCCUCCUACAAGCCAGCAACAGCAGCAGCAGCAGCAAUUCUACCAACCUCCGAAGCCAGAGGUGGUACAGAAGCAUCUGAACAAGCUGUUUGUGGAAGAGUUAGACAAAGAUGGUGACCAGUACGUCAACGCGGCCGAGCUGAAGGAGUACCUGAAGAAGUUUCACAGCCGCCUCAUCCUGGACAGCAUCGACAAGCAGUGGGUCUACUUCGACAAGGAGAUGCAGGAGAAGGCGCCCGGCGUCAAGGUGCUCAAGUGGGAAACGUACAGGAAACUCUCCUUCCCCGACAGAGACCUGGAAAAGGCCGGCGAAGAGGGAAAGCAAGCAAAGGCGAUGCUGGAACGCACCGAGCGUCGCUGGAAGCUUGCUGAUUUCGACAACGACGGUGCUUUGGAUAAAGCUGAGUUCAAGAGCUUCCUGCACCCCGAAGAAGACGAACGCGUUCGAGAUGUCGUGGUCACCGAGGCCACUGAGCUAAUGGACACCGACAAGAAUGGCAUCGUCUCGUUCGAUGAGUACAUGGAGCACCUGAAGCGCGUCUCUGGACCAGAAAAGGACAAGGACAAGAACUGGGCACCGGCGCAGCAGAGCCACUUCAGCACGUACAUGGACAAGGACAAGGACGGUGCGUUGAACGAGGCUGAAAUGCGCGACUGGGUGCUUCCCAGCCACGACCGUGAGGAGGGCGAGGCGUGGAGGCUCAUCUCGGUGGGAGACGUCAACCAGGACACCCGGCUCACCAAGGAAGAAGUGGCCGCGCAGCCCGACUACUUCAUGGGCAUCCUCCCCCAUGAAUUCUGGCAGCAGGAGGGACACGCCGGCACUGUCAAGCAGAAGGAAGAACUGUGAUUAUCAUAGUUGGGCCACCCGAUGUGAUAAGUUACGUGCGUGGAUGGUCGGUGGCCAAUGGUGGAACUUCACAGACAAUUUCGCACUGCUCAGGCAGUAUUCAGUCGUUUGGAGAAGGGGGGUGAAGGUACGUGUGUACAAAUUGCUGACAGCAACUGAAUGGUACCCUCUCAACUGUAAUACAACUUGUCGUACCUGUCAAGCAAAUCUUUGAUAAAUUGUUACGGUAAAAGUAAAGCCGUACCUGUCGGUGAUGGAAAGUGCAAUCGGUGGUUGUUUUUACUGCACCUCAAUAGCAUUACUUUUGCUAUCUAUCGAAGCUCCUCUCAUGUAUUUUUCCCGGUGUAUGUUGCAUUUACACUGCCCCCUGACAAGAAUGUUUUCGUAUUUUGUCAUCUAUAAAAGCAGCGUUAUAUACAUAUUCUUCUACUCUCCACAACUUUCAAAAUCCAGGAUACUGGCUUCGUGUGUACUGCAGUGAAAAAAAACAGGGUCAAAGAAACCCAAUAAAGUCUGAAAUGCUUGAACGUGCACUGACAUUAAA
Molecule: messenger RNA, 1608 nt
Organism: Rhipicephalus microplus (southern cattle tick)
Lineage: Eukaryota; Metazoa; Arthropoda; Arachnida; Ixodida; Ixodidae
Product: calumenin-A
Cellular component (GO): endoplasmic reticulum
Molecular function (GO): calcium ion binding
Source: RefSeq, a predicted model, not a curated record